Fusarium graminearum PH-1 is the source of this 1770-nucleotide messenger RNA. RefSeq lists its product as uncharacterized. NCBI's taxonomy places the organism in Eukaryota, Fungi, Ascomycota, Sordariomycetes, Hypocreales, Nectriaceae. The transcript has a single exon. Bases 305 to 1351 code for a protein of 348 amino acids. The record is from RefSeq and is a predicted model, not a curated record.
CUACCGCAUCCUGCCUCGACUCUGCUCUUGCCUCUCAGUCUUGUCUAUCCCAACUACACUCGUUCAGUCUCAAUUGUGACUAUUACAUUCAUUUCCGGCUUUGCCAUUACGAUCAUUCCAGCUCUACAGCAACUUGCGUUUUCUCGCGUUCAAACUUGAAUACUUUCUUUAGUGAAGCGAAACUGUGUCUUGCUCACUACUUGAACUGUGGAAUCGAUUUCUACAGCCAUUACAUCGUACCUACGUUGUCAUAGACAAAAACUGAAGCUACCGCAAAAAUCUACAUACCUACCCAACCUUCAAAAUGAAGUCCGUCGUCGCUAGCAUCGGCAUGAUCGCCGCCGUGGCCAACGCCUACCAGUUCCCUCAGCACGCCCACUACCGCCGAGACUACAACGGAACCGACUCUCAGACCACUCUGACCGUCAAGACCACCGUCGUCGAGACCAUUACCAGCUGCGCCCCUACCGUCACCAACUGCCCCAGCCGUGACCAGACUGCCAUUGCUCAGCUCCCCGAGUCGGACAAGACCACCCUCACUGCCACUCACACUGUCAUCCUCACCGAGGUUGUCUGCCCCGUCGCUGAUGCCAGCUCUAUCUACACCUCCGUCCUCCAGCAUGCUGAGACCGGUGGUGUUACUGGCAAGACCAUCACUGCUGAUGUUCCCAUGAACACCGGCGGUGCCUACCCCCCUCCCCCCGAGAAGACUGUUGUCUCAGACUACACCACCGACCAGGUUGUCACCCUUACCCAGGGCGAGGAGACCAUUACCACCACUAUCCACAAGACCAUCCAGAAGACUCUGACCGUCCCUGCUGGCCCUGAGGUCACUGAUGACGGCUCCAAGGGCAACGGUACCCCCGAGGAUGACACCACCACCACUACCACUAAGACCACCACUGGCACCAUCACCAAGACCAUCCAGCGUGUUGAUGAGACUGGCCCUGCCACCGGCGGUGACAACGGCUACAGCACUGGCAAGAGUGAGGACGAUGGCUCCAAGGGUACCGGCAACGGUAACGGAAACGGCUCCAACAACGGAGGCUCCAACAACGGAAACGGCAACGGCGAGUGCUCCCCCGAGACCGUUACCGUUACUGCCCCUGCCUCCACUGUCUAUGUUACUGUUGUCCCCGAGGCUGCCAAGACCAACGGUGCUGAUGACGCUACCGUCACUGGCAAGACCGUCAAGGGCGAUGACUCCGAGGAUGAUGAUGAUGAUGAGGACGAGAUCUGCGACACCACCACCACCCUGGAGGCUACUGUCACCGUUGUCCCUUACCCCGUUAACGGCACCGCUACCGGUGGCUACGCCAAGCCCACUGGCUUCUCUCGCCGUCUCCGCUAAAUGUCUACGGACAACUCCUAUGUAUAUGAAGUUUCGUCUGUACAUUAAUCACCACUUGGUUACUUCUUGGUUAGGCAUCUAGUGAAGGAAGGGCUCCCUUGGAUAGGCUUACACUAUUCUCCUGGAUGUAUGACAAUCUAUUUUUUGCUUGCUUCCUUUUUCCAAAACAAUUCAAUGAGAAUCAUGAACUUUGUCUUGCCCACAAAACAACUGCCCUUACUCUAUGCAUCGUCAUAUUCCCUUUUGACUUGAAGCCUGGAUAGGGGUUAAAUGGUACUGUGCAAAAAGCGUUCUUAUAUAUAGAUAAACUUGGCUCGUGCUUUAUAUAUCCGGGGCUGAGGUUUCAUAACUCACGCUCUGUCUCCUUGAAUUUGUUUGUCUGUAUGUAAAUCUUCCCUUCACCGUAUAUACUUAGCAAU